This is a messenger RNA of Candoia aspera, 2663 nucleotides long. It is a transcript of the gene RNF217, whose product is annotated as ring finger protein 217. Gene Ontology annotation, biological process: positive regulation of proteasomal ubiquitin-dependent protein catabolic process; protein polyubiquitination; ubiquitin-dependent protein catabolic process. The transcript is spliced from 6 exons. Gene Ontology annotation, molecular function: ubiquitin conjugating enzyme binding; ubiquitin protein ligase activity; zinc ion binding. NCBI's taxonomy places the organism in Eukaryota, Metazoa, Chordata, Lepidosauria, Squamata, Candoiidae. Gene Ontology annotation, cellular component: cytoplasm; ubiquitin ligase complex. The record is from RefSeq and is a predicted model, not a curated record. The coding region runs from base 207 to 1553 and encodes 448 amino acids.
AGGAGGCGGGCCCGUGACGGGGCGUCGGGCCCUCCGCGCGGAGAGCCGCGAGCAGCUGCUCCUCCUGGCUCCCUUCGCAGUGGUUCUGACCGGUACGAGGUCGUCUCGUGAAGGAGUUUUCUCGUGGUUUGGGUGUAAAGGCUAGUUUCGGCUCGGGAGCUGGAUGGGAAGCAGCCACAGCGAGGGAGGCUGCAGGGGCGGCGGGCAUGGGGGAGCGCCUUAGCACGGGGAGCUCCCCGCCGGAGCCAGACGGAACCGCCCCCGAGCCGCGUCUUCCAGGCGCGGAGACUCAGCCUCCGCUGCCCACAGUCAGUGGAAGGACACCAAGGCCACAGCAAGAGGACGAUGCCGGACCGCCGCCUGCUGAACCGCAAGGCCAGGAAGCCGGCGGCGGCGGCGGGGCUCCUUUGGAGGAGGGUGCAGGCUCGGAAGCGCGAAGUAGCAACAGCUGCCGGCUUCCUUUGAGGCCCGUCUCCUGUGCGGAGAGCGACCAGUCCCGCCUCGGCCCGCCUGCCUCUCCAAGUCCGGGAGAUGGCCGACAAGAGGACCCCCUUCCCGCCGUCUCGCCGCCCUCCCAGCCAAGUGAAGCGGGAGCUGGAGGAAAAGACACCCCUCCCGGGAACAUCGAGGUCGACCUGUACCUUCUGCCCGAAUCUUUCUCCGGGCUGAUCUCUGGGGACUUCGGGCCCCUCCUGGUGCUGCCUUGCCGCGUCUGCCUGGAGGAGAAGUCCCUGAAGCCACUACCGUGUUGCAAGAAGCCAGUUUGCGAAGUGUGCCUCAAGCGCUAUCUCAGCUCGCAAGUGCAGGUGGGGCAAGCAGAUAUCCCAUGUCCGAUUACAGAAUGCAGUGAACAUCUGGAUGAAACCACCAUCCUCUUCAACUUGCCACAUGAUGACAUCAUCAAAUAUAAAUACUUCCUGGAACUUGGCCGUAUUGGCUCAAGCACCAAGCCAUGCCCUCAAUGCAAGCACUUUACAACCUUCAAGAAAAGAGGUCAUAUUCCGACCCCUACCAAAACGGAGAACAAGUACAAAAUCCAGUGCCCAACCUGCCAAUUUGUGUGGUGCUUUAAGUGCCACUCUCCGUGGCAUGAAGGUGUCAACUGCAAAGAGUUCAAAAAGGGAGACAAACUGCUACGUCACUGGGCCAAUGAAAUUGAACAUGGGCAAAGAAAUGCUCAAAAGUGUCCAAAGUGCAAGAUUCAUAUUCAGAGAACAGGAGGUUGUGACCAUAUGACUUGCUCACAAUGCAACACUAACUUCUGUUACCGCUGUGGAGAGAGAUACCGCCAGCUUCGUUUCUUUGGAGAUCAUACAUCAAACCUUAGUAUAUUUGGAUGCAAAUACCGCUACCUCCCUGAGAGUCCACAUUUAAGGAGAUUUGUAAGAGGUUCUGUCUGCGGUGGGAAGUUACUUAUUGCACCAGUGAUAUUGGUUUUGGGACUGGUAAUAGGAGCUGUAGUUGUUCUAGUAGGUUUAUUUGUGUUUCCCAUCUAUUGCCUUUGUAAAAAGAAGAAGAAAAGGCCACAAACAGAAAUGCCCUGGUACGAGUGAAGAGUUGUGCAUCUGAAUGGAGCUGAUCCUGCAAGGCUUAUGCAAAAUAACAGCAACAUAGGAAUACUGUGCUGGUUAACUGUCUUGACAUCACAACCCUGGCAGAGAUUAGGGACCAUCUGCCAUAUUCCUUUUGCACUGUACACUACUAAAGACAAGCCAGAAUGCUGCUCUGAUCUGGGGCCUCAGACAAAAUGAAGGUUUAUCAACUUAAAAAAAAGGGUUUUAAAAACUCCCAACCCAACUGCCUAGGGUUUAGUUCAACUCUCCUUUCUUGAACAGCUUAUAUCUGCACUGUAGCUGCAUAUCUACUGAUAAGCUCAUGAAAGGAGUAUAUAAUUCAGCAACAUUUUUCUCCAGUUACUGACAAUAAUUCUAGAACUUUUACAGAAGCAAUUUGAGUGAAGGUGACUUCUCUUCAGGGGUUGGUUCCAUGCUGGCAAUUGAUUAACAGUAUUCUGUUUUGGUGAUUGGUAUGAUCAUCAACAGUAUGAUGAUUGGUAGUAUCUGGUGCUGAAUGCAGUAAUUAUCUUACACAUGAACCACAUUAUUAGCUGUUGACAGAUGCCCAGAAUAGAAAUGAGAAAUGAUUAGAACAGCAUGAAUGUCUCAUACUUUACUACCGUUUGAAAAGGUGGAAGAAUUAGCUUGGAUGUUUGGGAGAUAAUGUCAUCCAUUUAUAGUGUUUUGGAUUGCAUAAGCAGUUCGCUCUGUCUAACUUAAUUAGAGAGACAAAAACCUGCUCUGUGGUGGUUCUGUGGUAUCUUGACAUGCAGGCCUUGUCAUCCAUAUCAAUACUGCAGAACAGUAGCAUGACUCCUAGUAUGCAACAGAAAUCAAGGAUGUUUCCAAGAGUUAGGAAAUGCAGAAAACAAUACAUCUUGCAGAUUGUCUUUCACAGUGUUCAGCGAAGUCCAUGUCAGAAAAUAACACUUUGCUGUGAGGUAAUCCACAUAUAUUACAUUUCCACAGAACUGCAUCAGUUUAUGUCUAAAACUGUUUCUAGUUCUUCCCUAAGAAAAUCUAGGAAUGUCCAUAGUUCAGGAAAGUGUUCUUAAUGUGAGGCCAAUUAAAACACAGUGCCAGUUGGUCUGGUUCUUCAUAAUGGUG